Messenger RNA from Symbiodinium sp. CCMP2456, 1514 nucleotides. The record is from the annotation of a GenBank genome assembly. Lineage: Eukaryota; Dinophyceae; Suessiales; Symbiodiniaceae.
AUGACCGCUGGCAGAAGCAUUUGGCCAUGUGUUUCUUUCUGAACUACAAUCUCGCAUUCAAGGCCACUGUUGCUGCAGUGAUCUUAUCGCACGCGACUCUUUGGUUUCUGCUUCCUCGGGAGUCCUCGCUGAACACCAUGUUCCUGAUCCUCUUGGACGUGCCGGUUCUGGUCUUCUUGGUCGUGUUUUUCGCGGGACAGCACUUGACCUGCAGGUGGUGGAGUCCAAGCAUGUGGCUGGACAGGCUGUGCAUAGACCAGACCGACGUCAGUCGCAAGCUACGUGGCAUCCUUGAGCUGCCCACCAUCGUGGCAAACUCGGAGCAAAUGCUCGUGUUGCUAGGUGAGACAUACUUUGACCGCUUGUGGUGCUCAUUCGAGCUCUCGAUCUUCGUCAAAAUGAGAGGACUUCAGCAGCUUCGCGUAGUUCCCUUAUGGAUGGCACCCUGGCUACUCGUCAGCUUCCUGUCCUCCUAUGCUACGAACCGUCUGGCUGCUGCUUACAUGGUUUUGAGCAACACGCCAGAGCUCGGAUUGGUCUCUCUGAGCUACGACAGCGCAGCCGCCGCCAACCCACUUGCCUAUGGGGAGAGCCGCAUGCUCCUGUACUUGUUCAAUGUGCCUUCGAUUGCCUUGUUUUCGGCCUUGCCCUUCAUCUUGGCGAGCAUUCGGACCUUCCCACAGAAGUUGAUGGAUCACGAUGCCAUGCUCAGAGACAUGGAGUGCUUCAAUAUUCGUUUAGCACAGUGCUCCGUUGAGGCGGACCGCUCCAGAAUUGAGGAGCAUGUUGCCGAGCUCUUCGACGGAUUCGAAGACCCUGUCUUGGCGGUGCCCGUCGAAUGUGCCGACAGACCAGUGGCAGAUGUGGAAGAGUCGGAGACGGUGUACUUGUCAGCGUCUGCAAGAUCUGUCGUACGCCCCUUCACCACCUAUCUGGGCCAUGAAGAGUGCCUUGAUGAAUUCAAUGACUACGUGCGCCACUCCCUUCGGGACAUGCUUGUCGAAGAUCUUGGAGUUGAGACGCACUUGUCUUGGAGCCACUGUGUACUCUUUACCAUUCCGGUUCUACUAGCAGGCAGUGUGCAGCUUUGGGCAUCGUGGCCACUGCACGAAAAUUUGGGGUAUGCUUCCACAAAGCAAUAUUUCAUAGCCGCUGCAACAGUUGCUUUCCUGGACGCCCCCGUCAGUUUUGCAUGUGUUCCACCUUGCCUGCUCCGCUUCACAGCUUGUACUGUGGCCAAGACAGCGGCGGGAUUCCUUCGGAAUGUGCUGCUCUUGCUAGGUGGCUACCUGGCAGCUUGCACCUGUGGCUUCUUGUACGCGCUCAACGCUGGAGCAGCAGAGAGCUUCGUGAUCACAUGCCAUCCAGUAUUUGGUGCCAUUUUGGUGUUGGCGCUUGUGCUGCAGUUAUGUCUCAACUGCCAUCUGUUCGGCGUAGCCGACUCGUUGGCCAUACACCAGCGGUUUUCGUCUUGCAGAUGCUUAUGCCGUUCGCAUACUUACAGUGCCACGUAA